GUCCGGUUUUCUCCCCUCGUCAACCCACACUCUCCUCCCCACGGAGCCCACAGCCCCAGGGAAGAAAGCAAACUUAAACACCAGGCGGGCACGAGGACGGGAUGAGUGCAGAGACACGACAGACCCGACGACGACGACGAUCGAGCUGUGGGAAAUGGACGCUGAGGUCUCCUUGGAUAAUGAACAACAGUUCUGGGAUGAACUACAGGAAAUUGUUUCCACGCCAUGCGGUUCCGAAGAUCUCAUCGAUAACACGUUACGAGCAUAUUUAGGUCUAACAACCAAAUAUAAAGAUGAAUACCUCAACUCCGAGUACGACAUCUCGCGCUGCUCGUACAAACUCAUUUCGUCGAGUAUCUUCGCCGCUCAUGGAGACUAUGUUCGAAGACAGAUCAUAUACGGCUUAUUGCAGGAAGAUGAUACGAAUACCCUUCACAUGAUUACGUCCUUUCUCUUCUUCGACGGCCGGCAGAAUGAAAAUACAUUUCAGAUGAUGAACGAGGAGGGUGCUUUUCCGCGUCUGGUGGAGCUCCUCCAGGCUGAGGGGAAUGAUGAUUAUGGGGCUGGUCUUCAUCGACUCCUCAUGGAUUUGCUGUAUGAGAUGUCGAGGAUUCAGAGGGUAAAAAUGGAGGAUCUUGUUUUCGUCGACGACGAUUUCAUCAAGAGCCUCUUUGGAAUCAUUGAGGACCUCUCCUAUGAUGCUAACGAUCCAUAUCACUACCCUGUUAUUCGUGUGUUGCUGGUCUUAAACGAGCAAUUCAUGAUCUCGGCGCAUGACCCUGUCGACGAACGAUCUCCUUCGAAUCGCCUUACCAAUAAGGUCAUCAAGGUGCUUUCGAUGCAUGGUAACCUUUAUAAGACUUUUGGAGAGAACAUCAUUCUCCUUAUCAACAGAGAAGCCGAAACAUCGCUUCAACUCCUCACUCUUAAGCUUCUAUAUCUCAUAUUCACAACUCCUCCAACUUACGAAUAUUUCUAUACUAAUGACCUUCAUGUCCUGGUUGACAUUCUGAUUCGAAAUCUUUUGGACUUGCCCGAGGAGGCAUCCGCCCUGCGCCAUACCUAUCUUCGCGUACUUUACCCACUACUCGCUCACACGCAGUUAAAAUAUCCCCCACACUAUAAGCAAGAUGAACUCAGGAGAAUGCUCAGUGCUCUGGUUCGGGGGCAGUUAUCUGGUGGGGAGGCGGACUAUGACAAAAUCUUACAUUUCGAAGAGGUCGACGAGACAACGAGGAGGCUCGUCGUCCGCUGUGCAGCAGUCGACUGGAUGCGAGAGGUGGAGUCGGACACAGCGGAAGAGUCGCCAAAGCGAAGUGUUUCGCCUUCCAAUCCAGAAACCGACGAUGUGCAGCCUGACCCUGGUGCUAGCGAGCCGCUCGGAAUAACAAAAACAAUAUCCCAUACAAGCACUAUCGCCAGCUCACCUGAGGCCAUGUCACCAACCAGAUUUGAUGAACCAGAUACCCCCCGACAUCGCAAGCUAAGCCAGGUUCAGCGGCUUGGUAUGCACUUGGAGCCUGCUUCUUCGUCGUCCUUGAGCGUGCAGGAAGUAGCAACCCAGCAUGAGAAGCCAGGAGUCAUCACACCUAGUCGCAAAGACAGCGGUGAACCAAAUCUUUCUGCCAGCUCAAACAUGUCAACGAAGCCAAAAGUCAAGCCCGAGCCUCCCAAGGCGAGGCGAUGGCGCGGGAGACGGGUUUUUGGCGAGGAAAACGGCGAUAAGAUCCCCGAGGAGGCAGAACCAAGCUCGAGUCCGAACACUAGCUCAGACCGAAGGAAUUCUGCGAGUACAUCUCUAGCCCCCCCUCCGAUCCCGGGUCAUUCCCGCCGAUCUGCCUCAAAUCCUCCGCCAGCUGUACCCCCUCCUCGACGUUCAACGCAUCCAACCGUACAAACCCAUAAUCUCUCAGGGAAUACCUCCCCAGCCAGCCCUGCAGUAACCCCUCAGAGUAAAAACGGGCAAAAACCAGAACCCCCAAAGAAACGACGCUGGGGGCGUGUGAAGCACGCACAAACCACUCCAGCAGAGAAAACUUCCAAUACACCGGUUGACAGUGUGCCACCGGAAUCAUUCGAAUCAGAUAACCAUGACAAUCUGAGGGUUAGUGUGGAGGAGGCCGUACAGAACGUAUCCAUCGAAGAAUAAGAAAUAGAUUGGGAAGCAUCAUUUUGCAUUUAAUUAGACAGAUACCUGGCUUUGUUGUAUUAAUAUUGGUAUACGUGCAUAGCAUAUCUGGAAGAGUGGUUUAAUUGAAUUAAGUUGUCUGUUUAUGUGCCGUGGAGGGCCAGUUACCCUAGAGACACGCAGGUGUAAAUAUAAUUAGGUACCUGCGUUAUAUCACAUCACUCCUUCC
Aspergillus wentii DTO 134E9 is the source of this 2357-nucleotide messenger RNA. RefSeq lists its product as uncharacterized. Gene Ontology annotation, biological process: actin cortical patch assembly; actin cortical patch localization; endocytosis. Gene Ontology annotation, molecular function: Arp2/3 complex binding. Gene Ontology annotation, cellular component: actin cortical patch. The transcript has 7 exons. Lineage: Eukaryota; Fungi; Ascomycota; Eurotiomycetes; Eurotiales; Aspergillaceae. Bases 155 to 2149 code for a protein of 664 amino acids. The record is from RefSeq and is a predicted model, not a curated record.